AUGGCCGUGCGUGGACAGCGCGCGACCGCGGGGAGCGUCAUUGUUUGUAGUCUGUGCCUGUUGACAACUGGCCUGACGUUCGCCCAGGAGUCGAUCUCGUUAAACAGACGAUAUUAUAACCGCGAUGGUGUAUACGUGCCGCCGCAGGCCGCGCCGAACGUCUACAAUACGUACAUAUAUCAGAACAGGAGAUAUGGCAUUGGGAACCCUCUUGAUAGAGGACCCACAAGGGCACCCGAGGAUCGCUACUUGUACGACCAUUCAACACAAAGGAUUCCAUUGCCAGGAAUAUUGGCUGGCUGGCGUGAAGAUCUUCAAGGAAAAGAAAGACCAGACUCCAAACUUUUUAGAGACAGAAACAUAAUCGUGAAUACAAAUUAUGGACAAGUGCAAGGAUUUAAAGUCCAGUUGUACGAUGAUCCAUUCUCAAGACAGAGACCGUGGAACCCGACAGUAGAUAGAGUUACAAAAGUUGUCAAUGUAUUUUUGGGUAUCCCUUAUGCACUGCCACCUGUAAAAGAGGGCCGUUUUAAACCUCCCAGACCUCAUAGAGGAUGGCAGCUUUUACAAGCUGUAGAUUGGGGUCCAGCUUGUCCACAGCCGAGUGAAUAUACUGGUGCUACAAAAGGUAUACGAGAUGUUGAUGAAGACUGCUUGUACUUAAAUGUGUUUACACCCAAUAUUGGUGCUGGGCUGGCAUCUAAGUAUGCAGUGAUGUUCUACAUACACGGUGGUGAAUUUACUCAUGGAGCUAGCAACUUGUUCCCUGCUCAUAUACUAGCUGCCUUUUAUAAUGUCGUAGUGGUAUCAAUAAAUUAUCGCCUUGGGGCUCUUGGAUUUCUAAGUACUGGAGAUGAAAAUAGCCCUGGUAAUUAUGGAAUUCUUGAUCAAGCUAUGGCUCUACGAUGGGUAUAUGAUAACAUCGCAGUUUUUAAUGGAAAUCCUGAAGCUAUAACACUUUUUGGUCCUGGUGCAGGAGCAGCGAGUGCAGGAUUAUUAAUGGUUGCGCCUAGAACGCGAGAGUUGGUAGCGAAAGUAAUAGCGCAAUCAGGUUCGGCUUUAGCUGAUUGGGCGGUAAUCAUGGACAAGUAUCGAGCACAAAACACAUCCCGAGUAUAUGCAAACAUGUUAGGAUGUAGUAUAGACAGCAGCUGGAAAUUAGUACAAUGCCUGAAAGACGGACGUAGUCCCUUCGAAUUAGGCAACUCCGAAUUGAGGCCAAACAUUGGAAUGUUUCCGUGGGCGCCUGUAUUGGAUAUUAACUUUACGAUACCUCAAGACGAUUGGUAUGAAGGAUGGAGAGCGGCCGACUGGCGUUUCUUUGCUGAAACACCGGAAAAAAGUAUUAAAGCUAAAAGAUAUAGAAAAGACUUAGCUUAUAUGGCUGGCAUUACAACUCAAGAAGCAGCAUUUAUUAUAAAAGAUAAUGUAACUUUACAAAGGAAUCUAUACACAAUUGAUUCUAAAUUGUUUGACGAAAAGGUAUGGGAAUUGGUUCUUCAGUAUAAUUACACUCUAAAUCCACAAGGCGUUUAUGAAGCAAUAAAAUAUAUGUACACGUAUUGGCCAGAUCCAAUGAACGUUACGCAUAUACGCGAUCAGUAUAUAAAUCUCUUGUCGGACUUUCACUAUGUCGCGCCAUACGAUAAAAUAGCAAAAUUGCUGGUGGAGAAACAUGUACCGACAUAUCUGUAUGUUCUGAAUACUUCGAUAGAAUCAUUCAAUUUGCCACACUGGGCCAGGGUAUCUCACGAUACAGAACAUCUGUGGCUAACAGGGGCGCCGUUUAUGGAUUCUGAAUUCUUCCCACAAAGAUUGAAACUAAGUCGAGAUAUGUGGACUGACAGUGAUCGCAAUAUGAGUCAUUUCUUCAUGAAAGCAUACUCCAAUUUUGCAACAUACGGAAAUCCAACACCUUCGCAAAUUUUGGGAUUACACUUUGAUGUCGCUCGAUAUGGACAAUUGCGAUAUCUCAAUAUCAAUACGACGCUUAAUAGUUCUAUCGAAAUUAAUUAUCGCCAGACAGAAAGUGCGUUCUGGUCCAUGUAUUUGCCAACUGUUAUUGGUUAUCUUGUUCCCACGUAUCCUCCUGUUACUGAGUAUUGGUGGGAACCCAAGCAGCCACUUCAAAUUGCAUUUUGGUCAAUGUCAGCGGCAUGUCUGCUGUUACUCGUGCUUGCUGUGGUGUGUUGCAUGCUUUGGCGCAAUGCCAAAAGACAAUCUGAUCACUACUAUAGCGGGGACAUCCUGAUGGUACGAGACGACGAACAUUCCGAGGGAAUCGAGAAUUUAACACGUACAUCUAAGGAAAACAUAUACGAAUAUCGCGACGUACCUCCGAUAAAGACUAGAAUGCCACGUCAAAACGAAACGAAACUUCAAGAACGUUUAGCGCAAAACAGAAAGUUUAGUUCCACGCCCUCGUUACGAAGCAAUUCUAAUGUCUCGUUGAAAGAUAUGAGAUCGGAAGGCUUUGUUACAAGCUCACCUAAUGGUCAGCCUAAAUUGACAAAAGCGAUGAGUCAAUCAGCACUGCCGAAAGCUAAAAGUAGGACUCUAUUAGUGCAGGGAGUACCGCAAACAGCCGUUUAAUAAUUAAGUUACCAAUAUUUUCAAAUCGACAAUCGCUUUAUUUAUUUGUUAUAUCUAGGUUUUUAAAUAUUUUAUUAAUUUUAUUAAUAAAACUUAUCAUUUUUUCUAUCAAUAUUAUAUGAAAUGUCAAAUUACACUUACAAACAAUUAUAAUCAAAAAUUAUUAGCUACAUCUAUAGAUAUUCUGAGUGCAAUGUGACAAUUUUUUAAUAUUAUUUGCGUAUACGAUUAUUAAGAUGAUAAUUAGUGAGUUUUUUAAAUCUUAACUUUUUUUAUUGUAAAGUAAUAGUUUUUAACAAUUAUGCAAUUAACACCUACAGUAGCUAUUUUAUAUCCGUCCAUAUAUAAGAACAAAAUAAUUGUUAUAUAUAUAUAUAAAGAAAAAGAACACAUCUAUAUAUUUUAAGUAUUAUGUAAAUAUCACGUAUUUUAUAUUGUUUUACAAAGCUGAUACUUUUUUAAAAAAUCAAAUCGUUACAUAAGGUAACUGAGAAUGCUUGAGUAAAUAGUAAAGCACAAAAUAGAUGUUUUUAUUUAGAUUUUCUACAAAAUGUAAUCUAUGAGACUCUGUCAAAUUCUUCAAAACAUUUUACAAUGUCUCAGCUACAAACCUUCAUUAACAGAGUGUCAACAAAUAUGUAAUAGGAGCUAUCAACAAAAUAUGACUGUAAAAAUUGAGCAGAAUCUACAAUUAGCACCUAAGUUGAAUGUACGGAAGACACUGCUCAGUUUCUACUGCCAAUUUUAUUAAAUUGUAUCUACAAGCUCUACCAAUAGGACAUGAGCUUUAUAUAUAGCAUAAUACAUAGUUAGAUGCUACGUUAUAAUAUUCUAAACAAAUUUGCUGUUAAACUGCCAACAUUUUAUAUAUUUUCACAUGUUGAGUUUAAAUAUUAAUGAUAUAGGCAAGUUUGGAAUACAACAUAUCCUUGUCAAUACAUAAUUCAAUAUGUAUUAAGUGCCUUGCUCGAUAUAUAAUUGGAAGUGCCUUACUUAAUGCAAUACAAAUAUAUAAUAGACUAAGUGCACAAAUUUAAUAUAUGUAUUACAGUUAUAUGUAUGUUAACAUUUCUACAUAUCAAAUGUAGCUUUAGUAUUAAUGAUCUCAUUCCUACUGAAGUUACGAUGUAAUUGUAAGUCUGACACUUCUGAGAUUAAAUGUUACAAAUUUAUAGUAA
Molecule: messenger RNA, 3770 nt
Organism: Odontomachus brunneus
Lineage: Eukaryota; Metazoa; Arthropoda; Insecta; Hymenoptera; Formicidae
Gene: Gli
Product: acetylcholinesterase
Exons: 10
Coding region: 1-2592 (863 amino acids)
Cellular component (GO): cell surface; septate junction; tricellular tight junction
Source: RefSeq, a predicted model, not a curated record